Messenger RNA from Silurus meridionalis, 4450 nucleotides. It is a transcript of the gene ints2, whose product is annotated as integrator complex subunit 2. Lineage: Eukaryota; Metazoa; Chordata; Actinopteri; Siluriformes; Siluridae. Gene Ontology annotation, biological process: snRNA 3'-end processing. The transcript is spliced from 26 exons. The record is from RefSeq and is a predicted model, not a curated record. Gene Ontology annotation, cellular component: integrator complex. The coding region runs from base 384 to 4052 and encodes 1222 amino acids.
GCGGUCUUUGUAGGUUUGCUCGUAGAUUACUUGGAAUUCGGUAGUUAUUGAUAAACUUUAAGCAAGGUCAAGCGCUGUCAUGAACUCAUACCAGACCAGGAACACGUUGUUGAGUUAUUUUGUAGUUAGUUAUCAUAACCAGUGCUGAUUUGAGUGAGAUAGCAGCCGGUAGCACGUUAGCAUCCUAUCUGGAAAGUGUGCUUGUGUUCUUGUAUGUUAUUCUGCCCUUACUGGCCAACCAAUGAACAUUGCACUUGUAAGCGAUAUAACAUCACCGGUAGCUAAAGCAGGACUGAAAACGUUUAGCUAGGGUUUUCCAUUUACACAGCGUCUUUCUUUCUUUUUUUUUAUUUAAAGCAGACAGCAGUAAUACUGCCAGCAAAAUGACAGACACUUCAUCACUGCACUUUGUGAGCGCUUAUGCUUUUGAGGCCAUUCAGAAGGUGGAUGUAAUGCGGCUGGCAGCUCUGAGCGAUCCGGAGCUCAGACUCUUGCUGCCGUGCCUCGUGAGGAUGGCGCUCUGUGCUCCAGCUGACCAGAGCAAUGCUUGGGCCCAGGACAAGAAACAGAUCCUGCGUCUGCUCUCAGGUGUGGAGGCAGUGAACUCUAUAGUGGCUCUGCUUUCAGUGGACUUCCACGCUCUGGAACAAGAUGCGAGGAAGGAGCAGCAGCUUAGGCAGAAAGCAGGUGGGUCAAACAGUGAAAGUAUCCUAGUCUCUCAGUUACAGCAUGGCUUAGCCCUGGAGUUUGAACACAGUGACCCCCUGAGGAGACUCAGACUGGUUCUCAGUGAGCUGCUGGCAAUCAUGAACAAGGUUGCUGACCCCAACAAGGAGUUUUUUCUCAAGUCUUCUGAACUGUUUGAAAGUCCAGUGUACCUGGAGGAGGUUGCGGAUGUUCUUUGCAUCCUUCAAGCAGAGCUUCCUUCUUUACUGCCUGUCAUUGAUGUUGCUGAGGCCCUACUACACGUGCGAAAUGGAGAGUGGUUUCUUUGUCUCCUUGUUGCCAAUGUCCCAGACAGCUUUAACGAAGUGUGUCGAGGUCUUAUAAAGUGUGGUGAGCGCCAAGAUGAGGAGAGUGUGGGUGGGAGACACAGGACUGAGGCACUAAGGCAGCUGUGCCAGAUGAACCCAUCUCAAGCUUUUAACAUCAGAGCCAUGGUGGUGGAAGAGUGUCACCUGCCAGGUUUGGGGGUGGCUCUGACUUUAGAUUAUAAGCCAGGAAGUGCAGACAAAGCUGUUAGUCCUUUGGUGUCUUAUGUCAGUGGUCUGCUCCUGGGCACCAACAGCAACGUGCGCACGUGGUUUGGUAUGUUUAUUCGCAACGGGCAACAGAGAAAGAGUCAAAGUAGUUCGGUUUUGUGGCAAAUGCGGAGGCAGCUGCUGUUGGAACUGGUAGCCAUCUUGCCUUGCUCACACAGUGCUUGUGUGCCCAAUGACACAAGGCUCAGUCCUGAAACUGAGGGCAACUCGGCAUACUCAAGCUUGAGAGAGGAGCAUGUGGUGAAAGCCAGUUCACUGCUCAGACUUUACUGCGCGCUAAUGGGCAUUGCUGGCCUCAGACCCACAGAUGAGGAGGCUGAGCAGCUACUCCAGCUGAUGACCAGCCGCCCCCCUGCUACACCUGCUGGGGUCCGUUUUGUCUCUCUGUCUUUUUGCAAAUUACUAGCCUUCCCUACACUUGUCAGUACACCAGAGCAGGAGCAGCUUAUGGUAAUGUGGCUCAGCUGGAUGAUUAAGGAGGAAGAAUACUUUGAAAGUGCUGCUGGGGUUUCUGCUUCAUUUGGAGAGAUGCUCUUGCUUGUUGCUAUGUAUUUUCAUACCAACCAGCUCAGCGCCAUUAUUGAGCUGGUCUGCUCUACAUUAGGAAUGAAGAUUGCCAUUAAGCCCAGCUCUCUGAACAAAAUGAAGACCAUUUUUACCCAUGAGAUCUUCACUGAGCAGGUGGUUACUGCCCAUGCAGUGAGAGUGGCUGUCACCAAUAACCUGAGUGCCAAUAUAACUGGCUUUUUACCCAUCCACUGUAUUCACCAGCUGCUCAAAAGCAGGGCCUUCACUAAGCACAAAGUCUCCAUCAAGGACUGGAUCUUUAGGCAGCUGUGUGAGACCAGCACACCUCUUCAUACUCAACUGCUUCCUCUCAUUGAUGUCUAUAUUACUUCCAUUCUCACACCUGCCUCUAAGGCCCACCCAGAGGCUACCAACCAACCAAUCACAGAGCAGGAGAUUAUUAAUGUUUUUGAGGGCCGGACAGGGGGCGCUGCAGGAAAGGGACAGCAGUAUAGCAUUACAACCCAGCUGCUGAUUCUAUAUUAUAUUCUAUCUUAUGAAGAGGCUCUAUUGGCCAACAGCAAAGCACUUGUCCUGAUGCAGAAAAAGCCAAAGUCCUACUCUGCUACGCUUAUGGACCAGAUCCCUAUCAAAUACCUCAUCUGUCAGGCUCAGGGAUUGCAUCAAGAGUUGGGGGGACUACACUCUGCUUUGUUGCGUCUCUUGGCCACCAACUACCCUCAUUUGUGCAUGGUGGAAGACUGGAUGUGUGAAGAAGAGGUGACUGGCACUGUUCCCCUCAUGCGAAAAAUGUUGCUCACCAGCCCAGCAUGCAAGUACUCACAUGCCCAGUUGCACAAGGCCUUUCAGAAUAUAAGACGGAGUGGACACAUACUGCUGCAGAUCCUCGAGUAUUUGACACUGCUAAGUGCAGGGGAUCUGAUCCCCUAUGCAGAGGCCCUGACCACUAAUAUGGGCUUGCUGCUAGAAGACAACAUUCCUCGCAGAGUGCUGCAGACUGUUAAUAAGCUCUGGCUGGUACUCAAUACAGUAAUGCCUCGAAGGCUGUGGGUGAUGACAGUAAAUGCUUUGCAGCCAUCUGUUAAGCACCUCAGGAAGCAAUGCUACACUCAAAAUGACCUGUUAGUGGACCCUCUUAUUGUAUUGCGUUGUGACCCCAGAGUGUUAAGAUGUCCUCCCCUAAUGGAUAUAACCUUGCACAUAUUGAAUGGCUAUUUAAAGGCAUCCAAGGCCUACCUAAAUUCCCAUUUGAAGGAGACUGCUGAAUUUGAGAGGCAAAAUCAAAGUAUACCAAACCUGGGGAUUGCUGGUCAGCCAGAUACACCAGAGGUCACAAGGGAGGAGUUAAAAAAUGCUCUACUGGCUGCACAGGACAGUGCAGCAGUGCAGAUAUUAUUAGAGGUGUGUCUGCCUUCCUAUGAGGAGGAGAAACAAGCAAGCAGAGGAGGUUCCCUUUUGCCAAAGAAUGUUCACUCUGCUUCAGCUUUUUCUGAAAGGCAGAAGGGAAUAGCAAGAGCCCUGAGGGCACCUAGUUGGCCACAAAAGCCUGAAGGCCAACCAAUGGAGGCUAAAGAGGGGGCCGAGGGGGGAUUACUCAGUGACACCAGGGAAGUACAGUGCCUCAUUUGCUCUUUGCUGCACCAGAUGUUUAUUGCGGAUCCCAACAUUGCCAAACUAGUGCACUUUCAGGGUUAUCCUCAGGCUCUACUUCAGCUGGCUGUAGCUGGCAUUCCUUCCAUGCACAUCUGUUUGGACUUUAUACCAGAGCUUUUGGCACAGCCUCAGCUUGAGAAACAGAUCUUCGCAAUUCAGCUUCUGUCCCACCUUUGCACACAGUAUGCUCUGCCUAAAUCCCUCACUGUGGCCCGCCUGGCUAUCAGCGUGAUGGGUACUCUGCUCACAAUCCUUACACGUGCCAAGCGCUUUGCUUUCUUCAUGCCCACCUUACCAUGUUUGGUGUCCAUUUGCUUGGCUUUUCCUCCACUCUAUGAUGAUGUAGCAUCCCUGCUAGUGCAACUGGGCCAAGUGUGUGCUGCUGAUGUUGCAGCUAAAACCAGGGACAUCGACCCAUUUAUUGCCAGGCUACAGUAUUUGAGAGAGAGGCCACAGAAUUCACUGGAGCCAAAUGUGAGAUUGUUCAACGUGGAUGUGCCUAAGAGAUCAGCUGAAGAACUGUGUGAAGCUGAUCCAGAUGUUCAGCUGUGUUACUGUAUAGAGGCUACCUUCAUGGACAUCAUUAGCACCAGCACACAGGGAUUAUAACGAAAAAGCAUGGCAGGGUUAGAAAGUGAGCCUUUUGUAGUAUUGCCAUGACAUACACAUCAGGGAAGACUUUUAACUUAUUCUUCAAUACAGUACAUUUAAAUCCCAUUUGUUUAUAUCUUGAUAACACAGGGACUGUAAACAGGCCACUUGUAGCUUGGCAAAACAACUUCUUGCAUUUAGUGAUGGUUAACUGUUUUUUAGACUACUUUACAAAGUAUACACAAUCGUAUUGUGUGAUUGAUUUGAAACAAAAUUUUUUAUUUAAUACCUUUUCCACUUGAUUUUUUUAAACUCGUGUGUGUGUGUGUGUGUGUGUGUGUGUGUGUGUGUGUGUGUGUGUGUGUGUAUAUAUUUCACAGCUAUUUUGUCUAUGAUAAAAUCUAUCAAAACAUUUA